Toxorhynchites rutilus septentrionalis is the source of this 2313-nucleotide messenger RNA. RefSeq lists its product as uncharacterized. The coding region runs from base 1 to 2313 and encodes 770 amino acids. The transcript has 3 exons. Gene Ontology annotation, molecular function: zinc ion binding; nucleic acid binding. NCBI's taxonomy places the organism in Eukaryota, Metazoa, Arthropoda, Insecta, Diptera, Culicidae. The record is from RefSeq and is a predicted model, not a curated record.
AUGGACAAAUGGGAUAUACCGCAAUUUAAAUUUAGAUCGAUACCAAACAGCAUCAUUCGGGAUGAAUGGCAAAAGUAUAAACGAAACUUUGGAUAUAUAGCAGCAGCCAAUGAGGAAAAGGAUAAAACCCGACUAAAGAACAUUUUCUUAGCUCGAGCUGGGCCUGACGUGCAAGAGAUUUUCUGUACGUUACCAGGAGCUGACGUUAACGAGAAUAAUGAAAACAAUAUUGAUCCAUUUCAAAUCGUAAUCGAAAAGCUUGAUGAGUAUUUUUCCCCCAAGCAACACGCUGCCUUCGAAAGGAAUUCUUAUUGGAAUUUGAAACCGAUAGAAAAUGAGUCCAUGAAAAAAUUUUUGUGGCGUUCACUCGAGGUAGCUCGAAAGUGUGAUUUCGGGAGCACAUUAGAAGAGAGUCGUAAUAUCGCUGUUGUUGACAAAAUAAUUUUGUUUUCACCACCGGAGCUGAAGGAGAAGCUGUUACAAAAAGAAAAUUUGACAUUAGAGGAUUUAACUCGAAUGGUCAGUUCGUACGAAGCUGUGAAGUACCAAUCAAAGCAGAUGAACACAGCUAUCGCAUCAUCGAGUGUAGAUCGUAAAACAUCUAGUUAUUGGCCAGGAAAUAGUGUGGAUAUUUGCAAGGUCCAAGGUUCGUCGAAAAACGCAACUGGUGAAUGUUACCGAUGCGGGCAUAAGAAUCAUUACGGAAAUGACCCUAAGUGUCCUGCUAGAGAUCAGAAGUGCAACAAAUGUAGUAAAAUCGGUCAUUUUUCUAAAAGGUGCCGUACUGUUGAGCGAAUAACAUUCCCUCAGAAACGAAACACGAAUAACCCUAUCGAGUGGCGGCCGAAGAAAUCGAAACCAAAUAGCAUUAUGCGAGUUCAAGACAACAAUAGCGAGGAGCAGAUACCAACACCUAAUUUUAUUUUCAAUAUUGGGAAUGGUGACGAGUUUCUUUGGGUAAAAGUUGGAGGAGUAUUGAUCCAAAUGUUGAUUGAUUCGGGAAGUGCCAAAAAUAUUAUUGAUGACAGGACAUGGGCUUACAUGCAAAUCCAUGGAGCAAGGAUUGACAAUUUUCGCAAAGAAACGGAUCAAAUUUUCCGUGCUUAUGGUCGCGAUUCAAAACCAUUGACUGUAGGUGGAAUGUUUGAGGCGGUUAUUGCUAUUGAGGAUGCCGACAAGCGAAUUGAAGCACACGACAUUGUUUAUACCCAUCGCCACCAUCAUGGCCACCAUCUCACGCGUAUUGAAGAUAAAUUAACUACACUACUGACUACGGAUAUAAUUGAGCCAGUUACUGGAGUCAGCGAGUGGGUAUCACCGCUAGUCACGAUCGUGAAGGAUAACGAGGAUCUUCGUCUAUGCGUAGAUAUGCGGCGCGCUAAUCAAGCCAUACGACGAGAACACCAUAUGAUGCCAACUAUCGAAGAUUUUUUACCUCGUCUAAAAGCCGCAAUAUUCUUCAGUCGGCUUGAUAUUAAGGAGUCUUAUUACCAAGUAGAGCUCGAGGAAGAUUGCAGAGACAUAACGACAUUCAUCACCCAUAAAGGACUUUAUCGUUUCAAGCGGUUGAUGUUCGGCGUUAGCUGUGCGCCUGAAAUGUUCCAGAAGACCUUAGAGCAGAUCCUAGCAGGUUGUGAAAAUACAAUUAAUUAUAUCGACGACAUUGUCAUUUUUGGUAAGACAGAAGAAGAGCACGACAGAGCGUUGGGGCAGGUUUUAGAAACUCUUAAAGAAAAAGAAGUACUGUUGAACCACACAAAAUGUAUUUUCAAGACGACGGAGAUUGAGUUUUUAGGACACGUCAUCUCUGAAGAAGGCAUACGACCAACUGCCAGCAAAGUGGAAGCGCUACAAAGGUUUCGAGCGCCGAAGACUGCCGAGGAGGUCCGCAGUUUUCUUGGAUUGGUGACAUACGUCGGACGAUUUUUACCGGACUUAGCCACAGCAACCGCUCAAUUACGAGAAUUGACGCAAUCCGGAAACAAACUUACAACAACGUUCAAUCCAACGAAGUUCAAGGUACUUAAUCAUUCUGGAGCACGGCUUACAAUUGAGGACCAAGACAAUGGAAGAGUCUUCGAUCGAAAUGUGGCUCACGUGAAGAAGAUAAGUGAUCAAAACGGAUCACCAGGAAACAUGCAAGACCAAAAUGAGGAUCCUCAAAUGUUCGUGGAACCAAGCUCGGAGGACGAUGAAGACAAACAAGGAUUUCAAGGUUUUGAUCUAGAGGACCAACAGAAAGAUAUCUCUCCAGGGCAGCAGGAACGUCGUGUUCGUCGGAUUCCGGAUAAAUUUAAAGAUUUUGUGUUGUGA